Molecule: messenger RNA, 713 nt
Organism: Electrophorus electricus (electric eel)
Lineage: Eukaryota; Metazoa; Chordata; Actinopteri; Gymnotiformes; Gymnotidae
Gene: ppp1r17
Product: protein phosphatase 1 regulatory subunit 17
Biological process (GO): regulation of phosphatase activity
Molecular function (GO): protein serine/threonine phosphatase inhibitor activity
Source: RefSeq, a predicted model, not a curated record
UUUUUAAUUAAGAAAAAAAAUACAUUUUUAAUAUGUGUUGUAAUCAGUUUGGCUGGUACUAUAAUACUGAUUAUUCAAAAUGAAUGAACUGACAUUACUUUUUAUAUUGGGAACAGAACAUGCUUUAAUUGAGCAAUAGUUAGCAAGCCCUAAAUUCCAUUGUCUUGAGUUACUUUUGCCUAAACCAGUGCCUUAGAAAUUAUUGCAUGCAUGUGUGUAACAGUCUACUGUACUUACUGGGGCCUAAAUAAUGGAUGUGGUGAAGGGGAGAGAGAGUGGUGUUAUCUGAUAUGUGAACAGACUGUCAGCAGGUCUACAGGCUGUGUGAGGUCAUUCUCAGAGACAGCAGAGCACAGAUUCACCAGGCAGGAGCAUUCAUAUGAGGACACUGAGAUGGAGAGAGAGAAACACAGCUCAGAGGACCACCAGCAGGACGAACUGGGACAAAAGAAACCACGGCGAAAAGACACGCCUGUGCUCAAUUCCCCUCCUCUCAUACCAGGGGUAAGAUUAAUGAAAGGAGAAACACGUCUGAUUCACUUGGAGGAUGCAGAGAAAGAAGAAAAGAAAUAGCAGUAUUUUUAGACCUUGAAAGCAUUGUCAUUAUUUUCUAUUUGAGAGCUCUCUUUGUUCAAACCUGUCUCAGUGAAACAUUUCUGUUGUUAAUUUCCCAUGUUUCAGAGAUUUACAACCAAGAAUUACAAAUUUCCUCA